Lytechinus variegatus (green sea urchin) is the source of this 1497-nucleotide messenger RNA. Its product is annotated as kelch-like protein 31. NCBI's taxonomy places the organism in Eukaryota, Metazoa, Echinodermata, Echinoidea, Temnopleuroida, Toxopneustidae. Gene Ontology annotation, molecular function: protein binding. The coding region runs from base 1 to 1497 and encodes 498 amino acids. The record is from RefSeq and is a predicted model, not a curated record. The transcript is spliced from 5 exons.
AUGUUACUAGAAUCCAUGUACACGUCGAGUCUAGCCGUCACAUACGAAAACAUCGAUGAACUCUUGAACGCAGCACUGUAUCUAAGAAUACAAACAGCGUUGGACUCGUGCACGAACUUCUUACUCGAGAACCUGACAUCGGAAACAUGUCUUCGGACUUUGUCUGUUGCUAUUUCUUUCGACAUGGAAGAUAUAUUUGAGAGGGCGUGUCAGCAGGUAGCAAGCCACUUCGUAGAGCUAUCAAUCACUGAUGAAUUCUUAGAUCUGUCAGAAGAGACAUUACUUUGUCUGGUAUCAAGGGAUGAUCUCCACGUAGAUGAUGAAUUGGAGGUUUUUCAUGCAUGCACUCGUUGGCUAGAACACGACCUCGAUAGUAGAUUACCUUAUCUAGUACAACUGUUACGUCGAGUCCGACUUCCAAUGAUCACCCCGUCGGAGAUCGUCGACUUCGUGGAGAGUGUACCGUACAUCAUGCGAAACCCUCAAUGCGAGUCGUUGGUGAAAGACGCGCUCCACUACCACUGCCUUCCUUAUCGACAGAGUGUGCUCCAAUCAUCUCGAACUGUUCCGAGGUCGUCUCUUCAUAUCACCACGCCCAUCGCCCUUGGGGGCCAACCUCGACGAACCAAAGAGCCUGUUGGUUGUGACGUCAUGUUUUAUAAGCAGGCGUCCAAGGAAUGGGUGACACUUACCGAGAUGGAACAUCCCAGACACCAUCAUGCAGCCGCUACGUUAGGUGGUUUUCUAUACAUAGCUGGUGGAAGAGAAACAACAUCUGCGGGGAGUCCUCUUCGCUCUACCCAUCGUUACGAUCCACGUAUCAAUGCCUGGCUUCAUGUAGCCGAUAUGAUUGAUGGCAGAGAGAGCUUUCAGCUUGGGGUCCUCAACGGAAAGAUAUACGCCGUUGGGGGUAGGGUUGACGACAAGACCUCGCUAUCGGCCGUAGAACGCUAUGAUCCAUGUCGAGAUGUAUGGGAAGCUGUCGAAAGCCUGGGUGAUCCUAGAAGAUGUGUGGCAGUAGCAGCUCACAGUAAUCGCCUUUACGCCAUGGGUGGAUCAGGAAAUCAAAAGAUUUCAAGCAAAGUGGAAUAUUUCGAUGACGACAAAGACGAAUGGCAAGCGUGUAAAUGUCUACGCAUCCCUCGUUUCUUUUCCAUACUCUUACCACACGGUGACUACCUAUACCUCGCCGGUGGAGCUACUGCUGAUAGCACAGGAACAGUCAGAUGCAUCCCUCAUAUUGAGCAGUAUAACCCCAGAAAGGACACUUGGAUUCAAUUAUCACCCAUGGCGACACCGCGGGCAGAAAUGGCAGGGAGCGUCGUAAAUGGAAUGAUCUAUUUGAUUGGAGGGUAUAACUGGGAAAGCAAAUCAUGGCUUCACUCCGUUGAAAAGUAUAAUAUCGAAGAGGACGACUGGGAAUCGUUUAAAGAUUAUCCCAAGGCGUCUACUGGUAUCGCUGGCUGUGCUUUGACAUUGUACAGCAUGCCGCCAUGA